AUGUGGGCACAGCUGGAAGCUGCAGCCACAGAUGACGACAGCAUGCCCGCCAUUCCAAGUGCCCCCGCCAUUCCAAGUGCCCCCGCCAUUCCAAGUGCCCCCGCCAUUCCAAGUGCCCCCGCCAUUCCAAGUGCCCCCGCCAUUCCAAGUGCCCCCGCCAUUCCAAGUGCCCCCGCCAUUCCAAGUGCCCCCGCCAUUCCAAGUGCCCCCGCCAUUCCAAGUGCCCCCGCCAUUCCAAGUGCCCCCGCCAUUCCAAGUGCCCCCGCCAUUCCAAGUGCCCCCGCCAUUCCAAGUGCCCCCGCCAUUCCAAGUGCCCCCGCCAUUCCAAGUGCCCCCGCCAUUCCAAGUGCCCCCGCCAUUCCAAGUGCCCCCGCCAUUCCAAGUGCCCCCGCCAUUCCAAGUGCCCCCGCCAUUCCAAGUGCCCCCGCCAUUCCAAGUGCCCCCGCCAUUCCAAGUGCCCGCCAUUCCAAGUGCCCGCCAUUCCAAGUGCCCGCCAUUCCAAAAGGCAAGGAGAAGAAGGCAAGGAGAAGAAGGCAAGGAGAAGAAGGCAAGGAGAAGAAGGCAAGGAGAAGAAGGCAAGGAGAAGAAGGCAAGGAGAAGAAGGCAAGGAGAAGAAGGCAAGGAGAAGAAGGCAAGGAGAAGAAGGCAAGGAGAAGAAGGCAAGGAGAAGAAGGCAAGGAGAAGAAGGCAAGGAGAAGAAGGCAAGGAGAAGAAGGCAAGGAGAAGAAGGCAAGGAGAAGAAGGCAAGGAGAAGAAGGCAAGGAGAAGAAGGCAAGGAGAAGAAGGCAAGGAGAAGAAGGCAAGGAGAAGAAGGCAAGGAGAAGAAGGCAAGGAGAAGAAGGCAAGGAGAAGAAGGCAAGGAGAAGAAGGCAAGGAGAAGAAGGCAAGGAGAAGGAGGCAAGGAGAAGGAGGCAAGGAGAAGGAGGCAAGGAGAAGGAGGCAAGGAGAAGGAGGCAAGGAGAAGGAGGCAAGGAGAAGGAGGCAAGGAGAAGGAGGCAAGGAGAAGGAGGCAAGGAGAAGGAGGCAAGGAGAAGGAGGCAAGGAGAAGGAGGCAAGGAGAAGGAGGCAAGGAGAAGGAGGCAAGGAGAAGGAGGCAAGGAGAAGGAGGCAAGGAGAAGGAGGCAAGGAGAAGGAGGCAAGGAGAAGGAGGCAAGGAGAAGGAGGCAAGGAGAAGGAGGCAAGGAGAAGGAGGCAAGGAGAAGGAGGCAAGGAGAAGGAGGCAAGGAGAAGGAGGCAAGGAGAAGGAGGCAAGGAGAAGGAGGCAAGGAGAAGGAGGCAAGGAGAAGGAGGCAAGGAGAAGGAGGCAAGGAGAAGGAGGCAAGGAGAAGGAGGCAAGGAGAAGGAGGCAAGGAGAAGGAGGCAAGGAGAAGGAGGCAAGGAGAAGGAGGCAAGGAGAAGGAGGCAAGGAGAAGGAGGCAAGGAGAAGGAGGCAAGGAGAAGGAGGCAAGGAGAAGGAGGCAAGGAGAAGGAGGCAAGGAGAAGGAGGCAAGGAGAAGGAGGCAAGGAGAAGGAGGCAAGGAGAAGGAGGCAAGGAGAAGGAGGCAAGGAGAAGGAGGCAAGGAGAAGGAGGCAAGGAGAAGGAGGCAAGGAGAAGGAGGCAAGGAGAAGGAGGCAAGGAGAAGGAGGCAAGGAGAAGGAGGCAAGGAGAAGGAGGCAAGGAGAAGGAGGCAAGGAGAAGGAGGCAAGGAGAAGGAGGCAAGGAGAAGGAGGCAAGGAGAAGGAGGCAAGGAGAAGGAGGCAAGGAGAAGGAGGCAAGGAGAAGGAGGCAAGGAGAAGGAGGCAAGGAGAAGGAGGCAAGGAGAAGGAGGCAAGGAGAAGGAGGCAAGGAGAAGGAGGCAAGGAGAAGGAGGCAAGGAGAAGGAGGCAAGGAGAAGGAGGCAAGGAGAAGGAGGCAAGGAGAAGGAGGCAAGGAGAAGGAGGCAAGGAGAAGGAGGCAAGGAGAAGGAGGCAAGGAGAAGGAGGCAAGGAGAAGGAGGCAAGGAGAAGGAGGCAAGGAGAAGGAGGCAAGGAGAAGAAGGCAAGGAGAAGAAGGCAAGGAGAAGAAGGCAAGGAGAAGAAGGCAAGGAGAAGAAGGCAAGGAGAAGAAGGCAAGGAGAAGAAGGCAAGGAGAAGAAGGCAAGGAGAAGAAGGCAAGGAGAAGAAGGCAAGGAGAAGAAGGCAAGGAGAAGAAGGCAAGGAGAAGAAGGCAAGGAGAAGAAGGCAAGGAGAAGAAGGCAAGGAGAAGAAGGCAAGGAGAAGAAGGCAAGGAGAAGAAGGCAAGGAGAAGAAGGCAAGGAGAAGAAGGCAAGGAGAAGAAGGCAAGGAGAAGAAGGCAAGGAGAAGAAGGCAAGGAGAAGAAGGCAAGGAGAAGAAGGCAAGGAGAAGAAGGCAAGGAGAAGAAGGCAAGGAGAAGAAGGCAAGGAGAAGAAGGCAAGGAGAAGAAGGCAAGGAGAAGAAGGCAAGGAGAAGAAGGCAAGGAGAAGAAGGCAAGGAGAAGAAGGCAAGGAGAAGAAGGCAAGGAGAAGAAGGCAAGGAGAAGAAGGCAAGGAGAAGAAGGCAAGGAGAAGAAGGCAAGGAGAAGAAGGCAAGGAGAAGAAGGCAAGGAGAAGAAGGCAAGGAGAAGAAGGCAAGGAGAAGAAGGCAAGGAGAAGAAGGCAAGGAGAAGAAGGCAAGGAGAAGAAGGCAAGGAGAAGAAGGCAAGGAGAAGAAGGCAAGGAGAAGAAGGCAAGGAGAAGAAGGCAAGGAGAAGAAGGCAAGGAGAAGAAGGCAAGGAGAAGAAGGCAAGGAGAAGAAGGCAAGGAGAAGAAGGCAAGGAGAAGAAGGCAAGGAGAAGAAGGCAAGGAGAAGAAGGCAAGGAGAAGAAGGCAAGGAGAAGAAGGCAAGGAGAAGAAGGCAAGGAGAAGAAGGCAAGGAGAAGAAGGCAAGGAGAAGAAGGCAAGGGAAAGAGAUAUGCAGCUACUUUCUGGAAUAGAUGGACAGUUUCGAGGCCACGUUACAGACCGUAACAGCUGCCACACGCUUGUUAUCAACCCUCCCUCAACUAGCUUACAGUGGAGAGGAGCAGGCUUCACCCCAGUAGUAGUCUAUGGAAUUGAGAAGAAAUCUAAUGUCAUAGGACCAGGAGAAAUCUUCAACAACACAAUCACUGUCUGA
Schistocerca serialis cubense is the source of this 3132-nucleotide messenger RNA. Its product is annotated as ribosome-binding protein 1-like. Lineage: Eukaryota; Metazoa; Arthropoda; Insecta; Orthoptera; Acrididae. The transcript has 4 exons. Bases 1 to 3132 code for a protein of 1043 amino acids. The record is from RefSeq and is a predicted model, not a curated record.